Messenger RNA from Schistosoma mattheei, 886 nucleotides. The record is from the annotation of a GenBank genome assembly. Lineage: Eukaryota; Metazoa; Platyhelminthes; Trematoda; Strigeidida; Schistosomatidae.
ACAUACUUGUUUGUCCGAUUGCUAGUGUGCAAAGAUUUUGUCAGCUAAAUUCGGCACAAGUCGCUGAUCUUUAUAUGACUGUCAGACAGAUUGCUGAACGACUAGCUGGAUAUUUUUCAGCUACAAGCUUAACCAUAUCUAUGCAAGAUGGAGAAGACGCUGGUCAAAGUGUGUCACACGUUCACGUCCAUGUAUUGCCAAGAAAACCAAAUGAUUUCCCAGAGAACGAUGAUAUUUAUAAAGCAUUACAAAGUCAUGAUAAAGUGAAAAAUCGCGUCUAUCGAUCACACGAUGUAAUGAGUCAAGAAGCCAAACAACUUCGGCAGUUAUACUACCAAAACACUUCAUAACGUUCAUCAAACCGCUAAUAUUUUUCUUCCUUCUAUCCUACUAUGUACCUCGUUCAUUCCUUUGUUCUGUUUUAAUUUUCACUUUCAUGUUAAUUAUGCAUUGGUUAUUUGCUAUUGAUGUUAUGUACUGUUUGUUGUCUAUAUUACCUUUCCAACUACCCUUUCGUAUUUACUAUUUUCGAUGCUGAAUAAUUAGAUGCGGUAACACGAAAGCGUAAUUUGUUUAGAAGCGAGAUUGUUAUUGUAGUUUUAGUUAUUUCUCUUUAUUACGGACAUAAAAAUAUUUUUGUUUGUUGCUGUUUUUUGAUUUAGCAUUCAGUUUCUUUCAGACUGAGCUAAUAAUUAUUUAUAUUAUUUUAAGGAAAUGUAUUUGUCUUACUAUAAAUACAAACUUUUCUGUCUCGAUUUCUUUGAAAGUGUUGUGCUUUAAGUUGAUUUUUCGGGUAUCGUAUCUUUAUAUCUGUCUACUUUUACUUUUCCAAUUGAAUGUCGAUAGACAUCUUCAGUUUGUAACUAAAUAUACCGUAGCUAUGUUA